AUGUGUGUCCACAGGGAGCCAUUAGCUUUGUCACAGACAUGCGGCAAGCAACUGACCACCAAGGCGGCCCGCAAGAGCGCGCCGGCCACCGGCGGCGUGAAGAAGCCCCACCGCUACCGGCCCGGCACGGUGGCGCUGCGCGAGAUCCGCCGCUACCAGAAGUCCACCGAGCUGCUGAUCCGCAAGCUGCCCUUCCAGCGCCUGGUGCGCGAGAUCGCGCAGGACUUCAAGACCGACCUGCGCUUCCAGAGCUCCGCCGUGAUGGCGCUGCAGGAGGCGUGCGAGGCCUACCUGGUGGGGCUCUUCGAGGACACCAACCUGUGCGCCAUCCACGCCCAGCGCGUCACCGUCAUGCCCAAGGACAUCCAGUUCCCCUGCAGAUCAACGGAGAACUUAAUGACGCCAUAGUCUCUCCCCGUCGAAAGCUGUCUUUCAGGGCCACGUACAUUUUUCUAAACAGUACUUAUGCUGUGAGCCACUCUGCUCACCACCACCUUCAGUGUUGCUAAAUAAAAUGAAUGAAAUAUUGGGUUUACAUCUGUAGAUAUGACACCAUUCUGGAGCAUGAGAAAGGUUUCUCACGUUUGGAAUGCACCUAAAAUCUGAAGUGCUGUUGCCUAAGGAGAGUUUGGCAAGGUAGUUAUUUCUAACAAACCUUGAACUAAUCAAGAUGUUUGAGGAAAUAUUUCCCAUAACCAUUGCCAUUGAAAUAUAAAGUUGCUAAUCACACAGACUGUUAAACUGCUGCCUCACAGACUUAAAAGUGUGUGUGGGGUAAGGAAAAUAUAAAUGAGGAUUAUGGUAUGGUUCCGCAAAGGGGCUGUUUAUGAGUGUUGGAGAAAUGUAGUGUGUUGCAGGCUCCUGUCAGAAACCGAGGCCUCUCAGUAAAGCUAAUAUAGUUAUAUAUGGAAAAGGGUGAUUUAACGUGACAUUACAAGUAACUUUUGUUGUUUUUGUAACUAAAUAAGGAAUAUCCCUGCCAAUGGUUUUUACUGCCUGGGUGGAAGGAUCUUGCCUCCUACUCUCUGCUGGAUGAACACUUUUAACUGAUGUCAUCUCAAAAAAAAAAAAAUGUGUACUUAACUUUUUUUCUUGAAUAUCAUGGACACCUUUGGCUAUCUGGUGACAUUUAUGGAAACCCUUCUCAGACUGUUUUAAGUGUAUAAAAUGGAAAAAUUGCAAAAAAAAUUAUGACUAUGAGUUAUCAAAGUAUUUUUAAAAAUAAAUUUGAUAGAAUUACAUGUGCUUAUGUAGUUAGCACAUUACGUAAUACAGUCUUUUGGUGAGCCUAGUAACUGCCAUCAGUAAUUAAAUGAGUAUUAAUGAUGGUUCAAGAUAACUCAUUGUUAUGAGACAUAAAACAUUUGUGAUUUCCGUUGAAUAACAAAGUAGCAGGUACUGAGGUCUGUGGCCUAAAUUCAUAAUAAAGUGUUCAAGUUCAGUCAAAGGUAAUUAAAAUAUAUUUUUUCCCAGCCAAACUCAUGGACUUACCACCACCACCGCCACCCCCUCUCCAAUUUCUAUCUUUGGAGGUAUUGUGGCAAUAUAUGGACCCCAGGUUGAAAACACUUGCUCUAAAAUUGGGCCGACCUACCCCAUUCCUUUUCAACUUAAUUAUAAUUUUUCCCUGAAACUGCAUCUUCCUAUGUGGAAUUGCUUAAGCGUUUGUAGUCUAUUAAUAUCUCAUAUUAAUAUUUGCACUCUUGUUUUUUCUAUUUCUUGUACUUAAAAUAUAACUACUUCCAGUCCCAGUAUAAAUAUGACUUCUUGGAAUAAAAACAAAUGCAGACAACAAUAUCUAACAAUGAUAAGCACUCAAAUGGCCCCACCAAAAUAGUAAAAUACUUGACUUUUUGAUAGGCUUAAAACCCAAAUGAUUUUAUUCAUUAUUCAAUUGUUCUGUCUUUAUAUCUUCUGAUGGUAGGAAAAGAAAAAUAUUUUUUCCUCUACUCUUCUGAGUUUUUGGCUGAGACCUCUGUAAUAAAAGACAGAUUUGCAUUUAUAUAACCAU
Diceros bicornis minor is the source of this 2011-nucleotide messenger RNA. RefSeq lists its product as uncharacterized. Bases 1 to 408 code for a protein of 135 amino acids. Lineage: Eukaryota; Metazoa; Chordata; Mammalia; Perissodactyla; Rhinocerotidae. The record is from RefSeq and is a predicted model, not a curated record. Gene Ontology annotation, cellular component: nucleosome. The transcript is spliced from 2 exons. Gene Ontology annotation, molecular function: protein heterodimerization activity; structural constituent of chromatin; DNA binding.